Messenger RNA from Aspergillus fischeri NRRL 181, 1398 nucleotides. RefSeq names its product amine oxidase, flavin-containing superfamily. The record is from RefSeq and is a predicted model, not a curated record. Gene Ontology annotation, molecular function: oxidoreductase activity. The transcript has a single exon. NCBI's taxonomy places the organism in Eukaryota, Fungi, Ascomycota, Eurotiomycetes, Eurotiales, Aspergillaceae. Bases 1 to 1398 code for a protein of 465 amino acids.
AUGUAUAUCUCAAUGAGAACCACAAAGUCCCUCCUGGCCAGCCUUUUGCUGGGGCAGGCCAUUGCGCACCCUGGCUGUCCCGGUCCUGAUAUAUCGACAUUCGACAACGCAACUACCAUCGAACGCGAUGUUGCUAUAAUCGGAGGCGGAGCUUCUGGCACCCACGCUGCCAUCCAGCUCCGUAAGAUGGGCCACAGCGUCGUGGUGGUCGAAAGGGAACCCCUCCUAGGCGGCCACACCAAUACCUACCUCGAUCCAGUCAGCGGCCAGCAUAUCGACUACGGCGUCCUGAUCUGGCAGAACAUCCCCGAGGCAAGAGACCUCCUCGCCCACUUCAACAUCUCCACGACCACCGUGCAAUUCGGACGCUCCAAUAGUGCCCGCGUCGAUCUGCGCACGGGACAAACUGUGCCCCCGCCGCAGGGCAAUGUGACCGACGCCAUGAUGCGGUAUGCGAUGCAGCUGCUCCAGUAUCCCUAUCUCGAGGAGGGAUGGAACCUUCCUGACCCUGUGCCGGAGGACCUACUGCUCCCAUUCGGGGAGUUUGUGAAGAAAUACGACCUCGCAGCGGCUGUGGAGACCCUUACGCUGUAUGCGCAAGGUCUCAAGGACUGGCUGCAGUGCCCGACCAUAUAUAUGAUGAAGCAGUUCAGUCUGGGGGUGGCGCUGGGCGCGCAGAAUGGGUUCCUGGCCUCGGUGGACGGCAACAACGGGGCCUUGUAUGAAGCUGCGCAAAAGGAACUGGCCGCUGAUGCAUUGCUCAGCAGUACUGUGGUUAGCAUGGAGCGUCCAGCAGACCGUCCGCAUCGGAUUCUGGUCCGAACUCCAAAGGGCUACCAACUGAUCAAAGCCAAAAAGACCAUCAUCACUGCUCCGCCGAAGCUGGAAAAUCUGGUGAAUUUCGAUCUAGACGAUACCGAGCGUGGCGUCUUUGGCCAGUUCGAAAAUGCCUUCUACUACACCACUGUGGUCAGAGUCCCAGGUCUACCAGCCGGGCUUGACAUCAUCAACCGCGCUGCUGACACGCCGUACAAUAUCCCUCAUCUGCCGGGAGUGUACGCCAUGUUGCCGUCUCGCGUCCCAGACAUCUACACGAUCUUCUAUGGUGGCGGGGAGGCCAAGACCGAGGACGAGGUGAAGAAGAGCAUCAGAGACGGUGUGAUGAUGCUACGUGAAGCACAAUUCAACACCUCCGAGCCUGAGAUCCUGACCAUCAGCAACCACAGUCCAUUCGCCUUGUUCGUCUCGGCCGACAAAAUCGCAAAGGGCUUCUAUAGGGACCUCUAUGCGUUGCAGGGACAGCGGAACACGUACUAUACCGGCGCUGCGUUCCAUACGCAUGACUCUGCUGCCGUCUGGAGGUUUACGGACAACCUGUUGAAGACUAUGUUUGUUUGA